Messenger RNA from Haplochromis burtoni (Burton's mouthbrooder), 775 nucleotides. Its product is annotated as cytochrome P450 3A40-like. Lineage: Eukaryota; Metazoa; Chordata; Actinopteri; Cichliformes; Cichlidae. Bases 133 to 540 code for a protein of 135 amino acids. The transcript has 4 exons. The record is from RefSeq and is a predicted model, not a curated record. Gene Ontology annotation, molecular function: iron ion binding; heme binding; steroid hydroxylase activity.
ACAUAUCUGACAGACAUUUAACAUAUACAGAAUAUUAAUAACAUAAUUUUCUUAUUUUGUCUCCAUUAUAUAAAAAAGGUUUUUCCCCUCGUUGCUCGCUAUGCAGAACGACUUGUUGCAAAACUUGAGGAAAUGAAUUUGGAUGAACCCAUCACUGUCAAACAGUUUGUGGCUCCUUACAGUUUAGACACUGUGACCAGUGCUUCUUUCAGUGUGGAGACAGACUCCAUAAACAAUCAGAAUGAUCCAGUUAAUGUUCAAGCGCAGAAGCUCCUUAAAUUAAAAAUGUGGCUUUUGUUAUUCAUAAUGGCAGUUCCGUUUGGUAGACGUCUGGCAAAGUUCCUGAACAUGGAAAUCAUACCCAAGGACAGUGUUGACUUUUUCUACAACCUCCUCAAGAAAUUUAAAAACCAGCAUCAUGAAGACAAAUCUGCUCGAGCAGACUUCCUGCAGGUGUUGAUCCAGAGUGAGAUCCCAGAAAAGACGUAUAAGAACGAUGAAGAACAGCCAAGUAAAGGUAUGUGUUUACCACAGAAGUAAGCUGAAAGAAGCUAGAUUUUACCACUGCCUUAAUCUAAUUGUCAAACUUCAGAUCACAGUCCACUUUGACCCUCAGGUUUGUGACAGCUGGUUUAACACACUUGGCCAAGGUAUCUAAAUACACAUUGGGGGUCUCAGUGGGGGUACCAAAAACCAUCACCUCUGUCUUUUUAUCAUUGAAUUUUAAAAAGUUAAGAGACAUCCGAGCCUUAAUGUCAUCAAGACACUGAAGUUA